Messenger RNA from Magallana angulata, 3488 nucleotides. RefSeq names its product WD repeat and SOCS box-containing protein 1-like. The coding region runs from base 187 to 1494 and encodes 435 amino acids. Gene Ontology annotation, molecular function: protein binding. Lineage: Eukaryota; Metazoa; Mollusca; Bivalvia; Ostreida; Ostreidae. The record is from RefSeq and is a predicted model, not a curated record. The transcript is spliced from 9 exons. Gene Ontology annotation, biological process: intracellular signal transduction.
UUUGGUGACCCCAUUUUGAGACUCCAUGAAUGAUGGUUGGGAACUAGACGUUACUAACUUACUUGUUUUAGAAGUUUUAGAAUUAGAUUAGCCUUAUUUUGGAAUUAUUUUGUACGAAAGACGUUUAUUUGCUGUUAUUGGAGUCAAUUUAUUUCGAAGGGCACAGAAAAUCACCACCUUUAUUAAAUGAGACAUACGAAUUCAUCGCUGUCUAGUUUUAGGGACUGCCAGCCUAAUGAAAUAGAGCUGGUAGGAGUAGUUGAUGAACUGAAGCCAGUGAAUGGACUCACUAACGCACAAAGGCCGGGACUAGAGACGUGGACAUGUGCUUGGUCGGAAGACAACUUGUACUUUGCUUGGUCCUGUGGAGAUAAAUUUGUCCGUCUUGUUCCGUGGGAUAAACCUAAUGGAAGACUUUGUAAAAGGGCCAGGCAGUAUUCAAAUGAUUCCACACAAGGAGAAAGAGUAAACAUCAUUAUAGAAGAUGUAGAGGAGGAAGAAGAAGGAGAUCAGGAGGAGAAUUCACAGCGACCCAUAUAUCUGCUGGACUGUAAGGAGCAUGUCUGGUCUGUAGCAUUUGGGGCAAGCCAGAGCCUACAGGACAACACCCAGUCAUGGAAAAGAUUGAAAAGCAACAGCUGUACUCUGCUGGCUACAGGGCUACAUUCGGGCAGGAUCAAGCUAUGGGACUGUAGCACAGGUAACCUGCUCAUAGAGCUUUUGGAUCACAAGGAUGUGGUUCGUGGAAUUAGCUUCGCUCAAGAUGGUAGUCUGUUGAUGGCGUCGGCAGCCCGGGAUGGUACGGUGAAGCUUUGGGACCUGAAGGAUGACGGCAACAUGUACUGUACCCUCAGAACAGGCGCCAAGUGGAACAAUAGCUGUAAAUGGUCUCACGACUGUAAAUAUUUGGCUGCAGUUGGAAGUAAUAAAAUGGCUGUGAUUUGGAAAAUGGAUGAAACCAAUAAAUCUAAGCAGCUGAGGGGUCACUUCCAUGACAUCCAGUCAUGUGACUUCUCUCCAGAUAGUGCUUUGUUUGCGACUGCUUGUUAUGAUACUCGGGUGAUCAUUUGGGAUCCAUAUACUGGCGAUAUGUUGUUGGAAUUAGGGCACCUGUACCCGCCACCUCGCCCUAUAUUCGCCGGUGGGGCCAAUGACCACUAUGUGCGCAGUGUGUCCUUCAGCAAGGAUGGAUUACACGUGUGUUCAGUGGCAGAUGAUGGGUACCUGCGUGUUUGGGAUCUGGAAGAUUCUUGUGACCCACAAUACAUUGCUGAACAUCAGAAUGCUUUAUGUUGUUCAUUCUCCCCCCAGGAUCAUCGAAUCUCAGUGGGAAAUCGAACGGGAGGAGUUGUCUUCUAUGCAAUGCCUCGAUGCGUUCCUGCUCUGCAACAGCUGUGUCGAGUGACCAUCAGAAAACAAGUUAUUUCAACCAAAGUAGAUCAUUUGCAUCUCCCCGUGCGGCUGAAGGAGUUCCUCAAGUAUCAUGAUCUGUGAUUUACGUGAGAUUUCCCAAAAACUUUAAUUUCACUCACACUGUAUUUGAUGAUACAUGUAUAUAAACCAAAUAUGGAAUUUUUCUUGAAUGCAUUUUGUGCUUGAAUCUGUAUGAAAUCCCUUCUACUUUGAGAGGGAAUUCUGUUUAUUUACCUUUUGUUACUGUUUGUUCUUGAACGGCAAGUCUUUCUUUAGUUAUGUGAUGGUUUUUUUACUUGCAUAUGUAUUUAUCAUUUGAAAAAUUUAGAUGCUAAAGACAUUUGACAAGAAAUAGUAAGGUUAUUUUGAUUAUGUUAACAAUUCAUAUUUGUUCACUUGUAAAUCAUAGUAUUUGGUGGAGGACAAAAUCUUCAGAAACUCAAAGGUUUACCUCAAAUUUAGAUCAUCUUGAGUGUUGUGUUCUUUGAAAAGAAUUUCAAUCCUCCUUUUCUUGUGUGCCUUAUUUGAUCCAUAUAUUAUAUGACUGUUCAUUUGUAUAAAUGUAUUUAUAAUGUUAUCAUGUUGAUUAAUAAAACACAGUGAUUGAUAGAAUCUAUUGUUAAACACUCAAGAUCAGUAAAAAUUGACAACCACAAAUAUGGAUGUAUUUACAAACAGCUUUGUUAUUCCCUUGUACUUUAUAUUUUGUCAAAAAAAAAGAAGAAGAAAGACUGGGUGGCAGGAAACAGAGAUAUAUCUACAGCUAUAUUAUAAAAUUUAAUACUCAUAUACGCUGUACAAAAAUAUAAACAUUAUCUUUUCCCCCUCUAUAAAGUAUGUAUAAAGCAACGAUGUACAUAUACACUUUUUCUGGGUUGUUGAUAUUUUCCAAUUGCAUAUGAAUCACGUCAAUAGUACAGUGGAGACAUUCCUUGGACUUAAAUUGUUAAAGAUUUUUUUCUUUAUGUUUUAGCAUGGAACAUUUCUGAUUCUGGAUUUCUAUACUGAUGACUUGUAUGUCAGGUUUAAGUUUCACAUGGACUACACUAACCUUUGUACAGCAAAAUUAUGGUUAUUGUGACUUUUCCUUCCAUAAAGCAUUAAAAGUAGUCAACUUCGGUCAAGGCAUCGUAUUGCAUUUAAACCUUGCUGUUUUAUUUCAAAUUACGGUAGAGGUUGUUAAGGUAAUUGUUUGCACAACUUGCUCAUUGAAGUGGCUAUAUUUACACACCAAUAUAUGUAUUAUUUGAUGAACUAAUAUAUUGUAUUUGAUGUAUCAAGUAUCUUAUUAGUGAGAUUUUGUCAGUUGUCAAUUUAAGUAUUUCACCCAUGCAUUUUAUCUUUAAAAAUUUUCCUUACCCUCUUCGACAUGCAUUAUAAUCAUAUGUUGGUUGAUACCAAAUUUUAGGCUCUUAAAUUCUUUGCUUUGUACAAAAAACCAAUUUUUCUGGAUACAAGAAAAUUCAUAAACUGUGCGAAAACUUAAAUCAGUCUUAUACCAAAACAAAUACCAGUCAUGAUAAAUCUAGCAAAAAAUAUAUGGCUGUAUCAAGCCACUUUAAUUGGCUAAACAUAUAUAUAUAUAUAGUUGACAUGUAUAUCAAACAAUCAAAUCCUAAGCAGUAUUCAAUGUUUAUAAUUAAAUUGCUAUGCAAAUAUUUCGAAAAUUGAUGAACUGAAAUAAUGCAAAAAGACUCCUUUUUAGACCAAGGGAAAACAGAAACAAUUACUUAUAGAAUUGUAAAAAAGUUAAAAAUUUUACAUUGUUGAUGAAAAUCAAUAUGAAAUUUCUAUUUUAAGUUUGUUGUAAAAAAGUAUUUUCAUUUAAAUCUUCAUUGGAAAACAGUAAAUUUUUAAGAUACAUAUAUAAAUAUCUGUUGACUCCCAAACAUUAAAUGAGUCAAGUAUUUAAAGCAUAAAUAUGUUUGCAAUGUACAAUGUACAUAGAAAAAAUCAUUAAGGUUCUUUAAAAUGGAAAUGUAAAUUUUUUUAACUAAGUCUAGUGAUAUUUUCUGUUCAAGUUAAGUUUUUGUUUUCAAGUCUACUUUAUACAAUAAAACCUGUAAACUUUUUGA